CUGAUUGACAACAGCCGUGUUAGUCGCCAAUAAGAUGUUUUAAAAACCCUCAUGAGACACAGGUAGCAUCUUUCUGUUGAAGGCUGAAACUAUGGCUGCUGUUGGAGCGUUGCUGGUUUUUGUGCUGACUGUCCGGAUUUUUAAAGUCUCCUGUUUGCCACUUGGUAGAACAGCUGAAUUAUAUGAAAACGAGACAUCCCUGUCCAACCAACAGGCUGGCGGCGACAACCCCACCAAUGAGACAGCCCUGUCUGACCAUCACGUUGGCAACAACAAUGAGACAGUCCUGUCUGACCACCACGUGGGUGACAACAAUGAGACAGUCCUUUCUGACCACCACGUUGGCGACAACAAUGAGACAGUCCUGUCUGACCACCACGUUGGUGACAACAAUGAGACAGCCCUGUUUGACCAACAGGCUGGCGGCGAAAACCCCACCAACAUGACAGCCCUGUCCAACCAACAUGCUGGUGGUGACAACCCCACCAACGAGACAGCCCUGUCUGACCACCACGUUGACGACAACAAUGAGACAGUCCUGUCUGACCACCACGUUGGUGACAACAAUGAGACUGCCCUGUCUGACCAACAGGCUGGCGGCGAAAACCCAACGAACAUGACAGCCCUGUCCAACCAACUUGCUGGUGGUGACAACCCCACCAAAGAGACAGCCCUGUUUGACCACCACGUUGACGACAACAAUGAGACAGUCCUGGCUGACCACUACAUUGGCAACAACAAUGAGACAGUCCUGUCUGACCACCACGUUGACGACAUCAAUGAGACAGUCCUGUCUGACCACCACGUUGACGACAUCAAUGAGACAGUCCUGUCUGACCACCACGUUGGCAACAACAAUGAGACAGUCCUGUCUGACCACCACGUUGGCAACAACAAUGAGACAGUCCUGUCUGACCACCACGUUGACGACAACAAUGAGACAGUCCUGGCUGACCACCACUUUGGCAACAACAAUGAGACAGUCCUGUCUGACCACCACGUUGGCAACAACAAUGAGACAGUCCUGUCUGACCGCCACGUUGGCAACAACAAUGAGACAGUCCUGUCUGACCACCACGUUGACGACAACAAUGAGACAGUCCUGGCUGACCGCCACUUUGGCAACAACAAUGAGACAGUCCUGUCUGACCACCACGUUGACGACAACAAUGAGACAGUCCUGGCUGACUGCCACGUUGGCAACAACAAUGAGACAGUCCUGUCUGACCGCCACGUUGGCAACAACAAUGAGACAGUCCUGGCUGACCACCACGUUGGCGACAACAAUGAGACAGUCCUGGCUGACCACCACGUUGGUGACAACAAUGAGACUGCCCUGUCUGACCAACAGGCUGGCGGCGAAAACCCCACCAACAUGACAGCCCUGUCCAACCAACUUGCUGGUGGUGACAACCCCACCAAAGAGACAGCCCUGUCUGACCACCACGUUGACGACAACAAUGAGACAGUCCUGUCUGACCACCACGUUGACGACAACAAUGAGACAGUCCUGUCUGACCACCACGUUGACGACAUCAAUGAGACAGUCCUGUCUGACCACCACGUUGACGACAUCAAUGAGACAGUCCUGUCUGACCACCACGUUGACGACAUCAAUGAGACAGUCCUGUCUGACCACCACGUUGGCAACAACAAUGAGACAGUCCUGUCUGACCACCACGUUGACGACAACAAUGAGACAGUCCUGGCUGACCACCACUUUGGCAACAACAAUGAGACAGUCCUGUCUGACCACCACGUUGGCAACAACAAUGAGACAGUCCUGUCUGACCACCACGUUGGCAACAACAAUGAUACAGUCCUGUCUGACCACCACGUUGACGACAACAAUGAGACAGUCCUGGCUGACCGCCACUUUGGCAACAACAAUGAGACAGUCCUGUCUGACCACCACGUUGACGACAACAAUGAGACAGUCCUGGCUGACUGCCACGUUGGCAACAACAAUGAGACAGUCCUGUCUGACCGCCACGUUGGCAACAACAAUGAGACAGUCCUGGCUGACCACCACGUUGGCGACAACAAUGAGACAGUCCUGGCUGACCACCACGUUGGUGACAACAAUGAGACUGCCCUGUCUGACCAACAGGCUGGCGGCGAAAACCCCACCAACAUGACAGCCCUGUCCAACCAACUUGCUGGUGGUGACAACCCCACCAAAGAGACAGCCCUGUCUGACCACCACGUUGACGACAACAAUGAGACAGUCCUGUCUGACCACCACGUUGACGACAACAAUGAGACAGUCCUGUCUGACCACCACGUUGACGACAUCAAUGAGACAGUCCUGUCUGACCACCACGUUGACGACAUCAAUGAGACAGUCCUGUCUGACCACCACGUUGACGACAUCAAUGAGACAGUCCUGUCUGACCACCACGUUGGCAACAACAAUGAGACAGUCCUGUCUGACCACCACGUUGACGACAACAAUGAGACAGUCCUGGCUGACCACCACUUUGGCAACAACAAUGAGACAGUCCUGUCUGACCACCACGUUGGCAACAACAAUGAGACAGUCCUGUCUGACCACCACGUUGGCAACAACAAUGAUACAGUCCUGUCUGACCACCACGUUGACGACAACAAUGAGACAGUCCUGGCUGACCGCCACUUUGGCAACAACAAUGAGACAGUCCUGGUUGACCACCACGUUGGCAACAACAAUGAAACAGUCCUGUCUGACCACCACGUUGGCGACAACAAUGAGACAGUCCUGGCUGACCACCUCGUUGGUGACAACAAUAAGACGGCCCUGUCUGACCAACCGGCUGGCGGGGAAAACCCCACCAACAUGACGGCCCUGUCCAACCAACAGGCUGGCGGCGACAAGAAUGAGAUGGCCCUGUCUGACCAACAGGCUGGCAGCAACAACCCCACCAACGGGACAGCCCUGUCCGACCACCACGUUGGCAACAACAACAAUGAGACAGCAAUGUCUGACCAACAGGCCGGCAGCAACAAGAAUGAGACGGCCCUGUUCGACCACCAGGCUGGCGGCGACAACUCCAACAACGAGACAUCCCUGUCCAACCAACAGGCUGACAGCAUCAAACCGACCAAUGAGAUGGCCCUGUCUGACCAACAGGCUGGCGGCAGCAACCCCAACAACGAGACAGCCCUGUCUGACCAACAGGCUGGCAGCGACAACCCCACCAACGAGAUGGCCUUGUCUGACCACCACGUUGGCGGUAACAAGAAUGAGACGGCCCUAGCUGACCAACAGGCCGGCGGUGACAAGAAUGAGACGGCCCUGUUCGACCAUCAGGCUGGCGGCUACAACUCCACCAACGAGACAUCCCUGUCCAACCAACAGGCUGGCAGCGUCAACCCCACCAACGAAACGGCCUUGUCUGACCAUCAGGCUGGCGGUGACAACCUCAACAACGUCACGGCCCUGUCUGACUACCAUGUUGGUGACAACAAUGAGAUGGCCCUGUCUCAUUGUUGGCAUGAGUCGGCAUAUUAUGGGUUAAAUGUUGGUAAAUGUGUGAUUUAGCAACACUGCCACUUGGUAGAAGAGCUGAAUUAUAUGAAAACGAGAUGGCCCUGUCCGACCACCAGGCUGGUGGCAACAACAACACCACUUCCAGUGAUUGGACUGAGCAAAGGUUGUUUGAAAAGCAACACAGGAGACUGAAGGUGCAAAUCAGAAUCUCCUACAGUAAUUGGUUGCAGAAAUGGAGGCGACCAGUAGAGGGCGGUGUUGGAUAGGGAGAAGAGAGAGAGACGAAAAAAAGUGGAGAGCGCGGCUGGUCGUGAAGCCACGUAGUGAAGUGGUAACAAUAACAAAGCUGUUAAUUGUUGAAGAGUUUGAAGAAACAAGAGAAGUUUAUUUGUGUACCUGAGCAGUGUGUGUAUGUUAAUAAGUUAGGAGUGUGAGUGAAGUGUGUCUGAGCCAAGUUGAAGUCCACGAGGAGUUGUUGACGCCAGGAGGACGCUAUCGCUAAGCUAAGCUGUUGGAGUUUUCUGGAUGGGAAUAUCGCCUUCGUUGUUUUUCUGUUGUCAUCAUUUGGACAACUCGCUGUUGGGACCGAGACUGAAAGCUGUAAGUUAAACUCUAUAUUUACUGUUGGAGUUAAGUCGAAAGAAGAGU
Solea solea (common sole) is the source of this 4117-nucleotide messenger RNA. RefSeq lists its product as uncharacterized. Lineage: Eukaryota; Metazoa; Chordata; Actinopteri; Pleuronectiformes; Soleidae. The transcript is spliced from 3 exons. The record is from RefSeq and is a predicted model, not a curated record. The coding region runs from base 92 to 3520 and encodes 1142 amino acids.